CCACGUUCGCCAUUCCGCCAUCUGGACUUCAGCAGUAGCGCUACUGCAGAACUGAGACGUAAUCCUAGCCUGUCCGCACCGGACGAGUGCGCACGAGCUUGCCGAGAGGGAGAACCGGCAAGAAUCUGCUACUAUCACUUUACCGUUGAGUACUACACCGUGCUUGGAGCAGCGUGCCAAAUAUGUACGCCAAACGCUACCAACACCGUGUGGAGUCACUGCCAAUGCGUUCUUGCCGAUGGUGUCGAGCGAGGUAUCCUUACUGCAAACCGAAUGAUUCCCGGACCUAGUAUACAGGUCUGUGAAAACGAUCGAGUUGUGAUCGACGUUGAGAACCACAUGGAAGGUAUGGAACUGACUAUCCAUUGGCACGGCAUCUGGCAACGAGGAACGCAAUACUACGAUGGUGUGCCUUUUGUGACGCAAUGCCCAAUUCAGCAGGGAAAUACAUUCAGAUAUCAAUGGACCGGUAAUGCAGGAACUCACUUCUGGCAUGCUCACACUGGGCUGCAGAAGAUGGAUGGUCUCUAUGGUAGUAUCAUCGUUCGCCAGCCUCCUUCCCGUGAUCCAAACUCGCACCUGUAUGACUUUGAUCUGACCACACAUAUUAUGCUGGUAAGCGAUUGGUUGCAUGAAGAUGCCGCCGAACGAUAUCCGGGUCGUCUUGCCGUUAACACCGGCCAAGAUCCCGAAUCGCUGCUUAUCAACGGAAAGGGUCAGUUCCGUGAUCCAAAUACCGGCUUCAUGACCAACACACCGCUAGAAAUUUUCACCAUUACACCCGGAAGACGCUACCGAUUCCGAAUGAUAAACGCUUUCGCAUCCGUUUGUCCGGCUCAAGUUACCAUCGAAGGACACACCCUGACGGUCAUCGCCACCGACGGAGAACCGGUGCAGCCAGUGCAAGUCAACACUAUUAUUUCAUUCUCAGGUGAACGAUACGAUUUCGUAAUUAACGCUGAUCAAGCCAUUGGUGCUUACUGGAUUCAGCUGCGCGGUCUCGGCGAGUGUGGAAUCAAACGAGCCCAACAGUUGGGUAUCCUCCGAUACGCCCGAGGUCCGUAUCAACCAUCUUCACCACCACCAACCUACGAUGUCGGUCUACCACAGGGCGUGGUAAUGAACCCACUGGAUGCCCAAUGCAACAGACAGCGAGAUGAUGCUAUCUGUGUCAGCCAACUGAAAAAUGCUCGCGAAGUUGAUAGAACUCUGCUUCAGGAAAAACCCGACGUAAAAAUUUUCCUGCCCUUCCGAUUCUAUCUAUACCGGCCGGAGGAACUUUUCCAACCCAACACCUAUAACAGAUUCUUAGUCGCCCCCACUGGAGAUCAUGUUAUCUCGCUGAUUGAUGAAAUUUCGUACCUGUCCGCUCCUGCUCCACUGCUGUCGCAGUAUGACGAUAUAAAUCCUGAACAAUUCUGCAAUGGAGAUAACCGACCGGCGGAUUGUGGCGCCAACUGCAUGUGUACCCAUAAAGUUGACAUUCCAUUGAAUGCUAUUGUUGAAGUUGUGCUGGUCGAUGAAGUUCAACAACCGAAUCUCAGUCAUCCGUUCCAUCUGCAUGGUUAUGCGUACAACGUAAUCGGUAUUGGUCGCUCACCGGAUUCCAAUGUUAAAAAAAUCAAUUUGAAACACGCUCUCGAUUUGGAUCGCCGUGGUUUGCUACACCGACAGUUCCAACAACCCCCACUCAAGGACACAAUUGCGGUACCCAACAAUGGUUACGUAGUACUACGCUUCCGUGCUGACAAUCCUGGCUAUUGGCUAUUUCACUGUCACUUCCAGUUUCAUAUUGUUAUCGGCAUGAAUUUGGUUAUCCACGUCGGUACUAAGGCCGAUCUUCCUCCAGUGCCACCCAACUUCCCACGCUGUGGAAAUCAUAUACCUCCUAUUCGGUUCAACUGA
This is a messenger RNA of Sabethes cyaneus, 1905 nucleotides long. RefSeq lists its product as uncharacterized. The transcript has 8 exons. NCBI's taxonomy places the organism in Eukaryota, Metazoa, Arthropoda, Insecta, Diptera, Culicidae. Gene Ontology annotation, biological process: iron ion transport. The record is from RefSeq and is a predicted model, not a curated record. Bases 274 to 1905 code for a protein of 543 amino acids. Gene Ontology annotation, molecular function: copper ion binding; oxidoreductase activity. Gene Ontology annotation, cellular component: plasma membrane.